This is a messenger RNA of Apis mellifera (honey bee), 636 nucleotides long. It is a transcript of the gene RpL24-like, whose product is annotated as probable ribosome biogenesis protein RLP24. The record is from RefSeq and is a predicted model, not a curated record. Bases 65 to 577 code for a protein of 170 amino acids. Gene Ontology annotation, cellular component: nucleolus. The transcript has 2 exons. Gene Ontology annotation, biological process: ribosomal large subunit biogenesis. Lineage: Eukaryota; Metazoa; Arthropoda; Insecta; Hymenoptera; Apidae.
UGUAAUUCUAUAUUCAUUGUCUUGAUUUCCGACUUAAUCCAGUAUUUUCAUAAAUGAGUGCAACAUGCGUAUAGAAACGUGUUAUUUUUGUUCGUCUCGGAUAUAUCCGGGACAUGGAAUACAAUUCGUCAGAAAUGAUUGUAAGAUAUUUAAAUUUUGUCGAUCAAAAUGUCAUGCUGCAUUCAAGAAAAAGAAAAAUCCAAGGAAAGUUAAAUGGACCAAAGCAUAUAGAAAAACAGUUGGAAAAGAGUUGGCAGUAGAUCCAUCAUUUGAAUUUGAAAAAAGAAGAAAUAUUCCUAUUAAAUAUAAUAGAGAGUUAUGGCAGAAUGCAAUUGAUGCCAUGAAAAAAGUAGAAAAUAUCAAACAAAGGAGACAAAAUCUGCAUAUAAUGCAACGAUUACGUAAAGGACGAGAAUUAGAAAAAGAAAGAGAUAUUAAAGAAGUUCAACGUGAUUUAUCACUUAUAAAAUCACCUGCUGUAGGAUUAAAAGAAAGAAAGAAAUUAGAAGAAAUUACUGAACAUGACAAAAUUCAAGAAUCCAGUGAUGAAGAAGAACAAGAAAUAGAAAUGAAUUAGAUUAAAUUGUUAUGAAAAUCAUUCAUUCAUUUAUAAAAUAUUCAUAUUAUGAUAAUAAU